UCCUCGUCCCCGUCUCUCGACACCGCCUCGUCCUCCCCGUCCUCGCGACCCCCUCUCUCGACACCGUCUUCCCCCUCCUCCUUCAACCAAACUCGCCAUGGGCCAGCUCACCGGCACGGCCGAUGUCAACGCCAUCGAGGCUCCCGUCACCUGGAAGGCGUACCUGAUGUGCGCGUUCGCGUCGUUCGGCGGCAUCUUCUUCGGCUACGACUCGGGCUACAUCAACGGUGUCGCCGCGUCCAAGGAGUUCAUCGAGGCGAUCAUGGGUCCGGGCGCGACGGAGCUGUCGUCCUCGCGGUCGUCGCUCAUCACUUCGAUCCUGUCGGCGGGCACCUUCUUCGGUGCUCUCAUCGCUGGUGACCUCGCCGACAUGAUGGGACGUCGCCCGACCAUCAUUGCCGGCUGCGGCAUCUACGUCGCCGGCGUUGUCAUCCAGAUGUUCGCCGCGUCUGCUCUCGCCACCAUCGUCGUUGGUCGUCUUGUUGCUGGAUUCGGCGUGGGCUUCGUCUCGGCCAUCAUCAUUCUCUACAUGUCCGAGAUCUGCCCUCGCAAGGUUCGCGGUAUGCUCGUCUCGGGCUACCAGUUCGCCAUCACCAUCGGCAUCAUGCUCGCGUCCAUCGUCUGCAACUACACCAAGGACCGUCCCGACUCGGGCUCGUACCGCAUCCCUAUCGGCCUCCAGUUCGCGUGGGGCAUCAUCCUCGCCGUUGGCCUGUUCCUCCUCCCGGACUCGCCCCGUUACUUCGUCCGCAAGGGUCAGCUCGACAAGGCCCGCGACACCCUCGUCCGCCUUCGUGGCCAGGCGCCCACCUCGCAGUACAUCGAGGUCGAGCUCGCCGAGAUUGUCGCCAACGCCGAGAUCGAGGCGGCCGCCAUCCCGACUCGCUCGUGGUACGGCUCGUGGAGGGCCUGCUUCACCGGCUCGGUCUUUGACGCGCGCUCCAACCUUCGUCGCACGAUCCUCGGCACCUCGCUCCAGAUGAUGCAGCAGUGGACCGGCGUCAACUUCAUCUUCUACUACUCGACCGCCUUCCUCAAGUCGACCGGCACCAUCUCGGACCCGUUCCUUACCUCCAUGAUCUUCACCAUCGUCAACGUCUGCUCGACCCCGAUCUCGUUCUACACGGUCGAGAAGUUCGGCCGCCGUCCCCUCCUCAUUUACGGUGCCGGCGCGAUGAUGGUGUGCCAGUUCAUCAUCGCCAUCGUCGGUGUCACCGUCGGCUUCAACAAGACGGCGCUCAACGCCGCCGGCGAGUCGAUCGCCCAGAACACCGGCGCCGUCAACGCUCAGGUCGCCUUCAUCGCCAUCUUCAUCUUCUUCUUUGCCUCGACCUGGGGUCCGGGCGCCUGGGUCCUCAUCGGCGAGAUCUUCCCGCUCCCGAUUCGCUCGCGCGGUGUCGCACUCUCGACUGCGUCCAACUGGCUGUGGAACACCAUCAUCGCCGUCAUCACGCCGUACAUGGUCAACGAGAACCGCGGCGACCUCAAGUCGUCGGUCUUCUUCGUCUGGGGCGGCCUUUGCACUUGCGCCUUCGUCUACGCCUACUUCCUCGUGCCCGAGACCAAGGGUCUCUCUCUCGAGCAGGUAGACCAGAUGUUCGCCGAGGUCACCCCGCGCAAGUCUGCUGCGUGGCGCCCGACCACCACCUUCGCCGCCGAGCAGGGCAAGGUCGGCGCCGAGGUCGACCACUUCGAGAAGAAGCGCUCGCUCGAGGAGCACGCUUGAGCCCCUCCCUCCCCUACCCUCCUUCUUCACGACGCACUCGUUUAAUCUCGUUCUUUCCUCGGGUUGUCUCUGCGUGUCCAUCCUGUCUAGGUACUCUUCUGUCUUUGUGCGACGCUCUCACGAGCUUGCGAGCAAUGCAGCAUCUGUCUCCCUCUCC
Molecule: messenger RNA, 1883 nt
Organism: Rhodotorula graminis WP1
Lineage: Eukaryota; Fungi; Basidiomycota; Microbotryomycetes; Sporidiobolales; Sporidiobolaceae
Exons: 10
Coding region: 98-1726 (542 amino acids)
Biological process (GO): carbohydrate transport; transmembrane transport
Cellular component (GO): membrane
Molecular function (GO): carbohydrate:proton symporter activity
Source: RefSeq, a predicted model, not a curated record